GAAGAACUUUUAACGGCCUUUAUUGAUUUCCGUCAAACGGUUUUAGUCUUUUAACAACUCACGGUACACAACAGUUUUUUUACAGCUCACAACCCACAACAGUUUUUUCACAGCCACGACCCAACUAAAUAGACCCUUACUCACCAUUUGCCUGCUCCAGUCUUAGCCGUCCAAAAAGUAUCAGAUGAGGUGUUUUAGCACAGAAGUGGAGCGACCUAGUUUUACAAACGCAACAACACGACUCACUUUAGAGAGCGGUAAUGUUGAGGGAGACAAAUCUCUCUCCACCAUCGCACCGCGCCGUCCUCGCCCUCGCCGCUGCGCCCCUCCCGCGUCUUCCGCCUGCUCCGGCGGCGCUCUCGCCUGCGCCGCCUGCUAUGGGGCUGCUCACGUCGGCGGAGCUCAACUACCUCGUCUUCCGCUACCUCCAGGAGUCAGGUUUUAUUCAUGCUGCAUUUACUCUAGGUUAUGAAGCUGGGAUCCAUAAGUGUGGCAUUGAUGGUAAUGCAGUCCCACCUGGUGCUCUUAUCACUAUUGUGCAGAAAGGCCUCCAAUACAUUGAACUGGAAGCAAGUAGCGAUGAGAAUUAUGAUGAAGUUGAGAGGGAUUUUGCGCUUUUGGAGCCACUUGAAAUCAUCACAAAAGAUGUUGAAGAGUUGCAACAGAUUGUGAAAAGGAGGAAAAUUGAGAGAUCUCAAACUGAACUUGAGAAGGAUAAGGGAAAAGAGAAAGAACGUAACGAGGAGCAUGAACGACGUCCUUGUGGCGAAAGGGAGAGGGAACAACAUGAAAAAGAAAAAGAGCAAGUCAGGGACAAGGACAAAUCUGAAAAAGAUAGGGACCAUGAUAAAGAGAAGGAGAAAGAGAGAGAAAGGCAGCAUGCAGAGCGUACUGAUAAGGUUAAACACGAGGAUGAUUCUCUUGUUGGUGCAGGUCCCACUCCAAUGGAUGUAAGUACAACUGUUCAGGAGAUAUCUAACACUGAUGUUACUGUUUUGGAAGGACACAGUUCAGAGGUUUUUGCUUGUGCGUGGAGUCCAACUAGUUCUCUUCUAGCUUCUGGAUCAGGAGACUCAACUGCUAGAAUCUGGACAAUUCCAUAUGGUCCAUGUGGUUCCGACAUGCAACCAUAUUCUCCUGGUGUUCAUGUUUUGAAACAUUUUAAAGGUCGGACCAAUGAAAAGAGCAAGGAUGUCACCACGCUUGACUGGAAUGGUGAAGGUACACUACUCGCUACGGGCUCCUACGAUGGACAGGCAAGAAUAUGGAGUAGAGAUGGAGACCUGAAGCAGACACUGUUCAAACAUAAGGGACCCAUAUUUUCAUUGAAAUGGAAUAAGAAAGGAGAUUUUCUCCUAAGUGGAAGUGUUGAUAAAACUGCUAUUGUUUGGGAUACAAAGACAUGGGAAUGCAAGCAGCAGUUUGAAUUUCAUUCAGCUCCAACACUAGAUGUUGAUUGGAGAAAUAAUAACUCCUUUGCAACAUGUUCAACCGAUAACAUGAUCUAUGUUUGCAAGAUUGGGGAACAGCGUCCAAUUAAAGCAUUCAGUGGUCAUCAGAGUGAAGUUAAUGCUAUAAAGUGGGAUCCGACUGGUUCUUUUUUGGCUUCAUGUUCUGAUGAUUGGACAGCAAAGAUAUGGAGUAUGAAACAAGACAAAUGUAUAUUUGAUUUCAAGGAGCAUACCAAGGAAAUAUACACUAUUCGGUGGAGCCCAACAGGCCCAGGAACAAACAAUCCUAAUCAGCAGUUGCUUUUGGCUAGCGCAUCUUUUGAUUCAACCAUCAAGCUUUGGGAAGUUGAGCAGGGACGCCUUCUGUACAGCUUGUCCGGUCAUAGGCAACCAGUGUAUUCUGUUGCAUUUAGCCCUGACGGCGAGUACUUAGCGAGUGGGUCCCUGGAUCAGUGCCUACACAUCUGGUCUGUGAAAGAAGGCAGGGUCCUGAAGACCUACAGAGGUACUGGGGGCAUAUUCGAAGUGUGCUGGAACAUAGAAGGCACCAAGAUUGCUGCCUGUUUCUCCAACAACACCGUCUGCGUCAUGGAUUUCCGGAUGUAGCCCAACCAGUAGGGGUAGCGACGUAGUGCAGAUCAAGCCUAAAACAAGUCUGGAUCACAAGCCCUUCCCAUGGAAACGUGUGAAGAGAGCGGAAUUGUUAGCAGAAUGCAGAUCUUAGGUGGUGGUUUUUUUUUUUGCCCAUGUACAGUUCUUUUUUCCUAGGUUAUACUGUAGCGAUGCGUUAGUAGCAUGGAAAUGUUUUGGUGGCAAUCCUCCUAAUUUCUGAAUGCAAUCUUACCAUAUUUAAACUCUUAAGUAUUCCAUCGUUUUAUAUAGUCGAGAAAUACAAAUUUCCAUUAUUGACA
Molecule: messenger RNA, 2362 nt
Organism: Zea mays
Lineage: Eukaryota; Viridiplantae; Streptophyta; Magnoliopsida; Poales; Poaceae
Product: WD40 repeat-containing protein HOS15
Exons: 14
Coding region: 261-2057 (598 amino acids)
Biological process (GO): regulation of transcription by RNA polymerase II
Cellular component (GO): histone deacetylase complex
Molecular function (GO): protein binding; transcription corepressor activity
Source: RefSeq, a predicted model, not a curated record